UGUGCCUGCAGCUGACUCACUCCAGGACUGAUGGGAACCCUGCCGUUCCUACUGCUCCCCAUGGACAGCAACAGGACUGUCGUCCAUGUGCUCUCACGGACUUUGUACCAUAUGCUACUGUGGACAGCUGUGCUAAAUCUUGUUGCUGAGUCUCAUGGUCUUCCGAAGGCUGUGGUGAAACUUGAGCCCCCAUGGAUCCAGGUACUUAAGGAAGACACUGUGACACUGAUGUGCGAAGGGACCCACAACACCAAGAAUUGUUCUACUCAGUGGUUUCACAAUGGGAGCUCCAGCUGGCACCAAGCCCAAGCCAACUACACGUUUAAGGCCACAGUCAAUGAUAGUGGAGAAUACCGGUGCCGAAUGGAGGAGUCUGACAUCAGCGAACCCAUACAUCUGGGAGUGAUUUCUGACUGGCUGCUGCUCCAGACCCCUCAACUGGUGUUUGAGGAAGGGGAAACCAUCACAUUAAGGUGCCAUAGCUGGAAGAACAAACAGCUGACUAAGGUCUUGUUGUUCCAGAAUGGAAAACCUGUGAGGUAUUAUCAUCACAGCAGCAAUUUUUCAAUCCCCAAAGCCAACCACAGUCACAGUGGGAACUACUAUUGCAAAGCAAAUCUAGGAAGGACAAUGCACACGUCCAAGCCUGUCACCAUCACUGUCCAAGGGCCCAAAUCCAGCAGUUCGUUGCCGGUAUUGACGAUUGUAGCUGCUGUCGCUGGAAUUGCUGUAGCUGCCAUUGUUAUUAUCCUGGUAUCCUUGGUCUAUCUCAAGAAAAAGCAGGUUCCAGCUCUCCCAGGAAACCCUGAUCACAGGGAAAUGGGAGAAGCCCUUCCUGAGGAACUGGGUGAGUACAGGAAGCCCUCUGGGGGCUCAGUGCCUGUCAGCCCAGGGCCUCCAUCUGGACUGGAGCCGACAAGAAGCAGCUCAUACACUCCUUCUGGUCUCGAAGAAGCUGAGAAAACUGAGGUGGAGAAUACAAUCACCUAUUCACUUCUCAAGCAUCCUGAAGCCCCGGAUGAAGAAUCGGAUCACGACUACCAGAACCACAUUUAGUCUCUCUUGGGAUUGGGAAAAGCAAACCAGUAAGGCCCGGACCUAGCGUCUCCUGGUCCAAGGAAUGCUGUAGAUAUGAAAGAAAACAUCUAGAGUCCCUUCUGUGAGUCCUGAAACCAACAGACACUACGAUAUUGGUUCCCAAUGGUUGACUGUACUAAUGACUUAAUAACUUACAGCUUCCCAACUCAAGACUCUUUUGCUAUAGAUCCACACAGCCAAUAAAAUUAAUCAACUUACUGUCAUUAAGAGACUACAGCAACAUGGGAACUGCUUAUAUUACAUGCUAAGGAGAACAAGUAACAUUAGGAUGCAUAAUCUCAGCGAUGAUCAACUAGACGUGUACCAACGUGUCAAAAGUGAUGCUUCUUUAUAAGAAACUUUAUUUCCUUAUUUUUCUAUAAAGGUCACAUGUUACUUUUAUAGUAAAAUGUUGUGAAAAUGUCAUUCUA
This is a messenger RNA of Rattus rattus (black rat), 1508 nucleotides long. RefSeq names its product low affinity immunoglobulin gamma Fc region receptor II. Gene Ontology annotation, molecular function: transmembrane signaling receptor activity. The transcript is spliced from 8 exons. The coding region runs from base 31 to 1056 and encodes 341 amino acids. The record is from RefSeq and is a predicted model, not a curated record. Lineage: Eukaryota; Metazoa; Chordata; Mammalia; Rodentia; Muridae. Gene Ontology annotation, biological process: cell surface receptor signaling pathway.